ACUAUCUAAAGAAUUGGCGAUAACGCUGCACUGCUUCACUGUGAAGGGGUGGUUACAGACCAAGUGAGGAAAUGUUUGCAUAAAUACUAUGUAGGCAGAUUCCCACCUAGAAAAAGCCGCUGUUUCUGCCAAAAUAUUCAGAAUCUCUCUGGCAUCCACCACAAGACAAUUGUCAGAUUUUAAUGGUCUGAUCAGGAAAGGCUUUUGCUUUCAUUUGGUGCCAGCAUAUUUUCCUAACAGUGAUGUGAGAGGUGACCAGAUGUGUUUGUUGACCAUGGAGAUGCCUAUGCAAGGAAUCUCUUUCCUUCUUCUUUGGCAGAGUGAAACCAGGAUUUCCACCACAGACAUAUUUCAGUGCCAUGUUCUUUCAGGUACGGAAAUAGUGAAGUGCUGGGAAUGACAUGAAUUUCUGAAGCCAUGUAGUCAAUUUCCCUACCAAAGUAGAAGAAUCAGACUGAAUGUAGCUGACUGAUCAUCAAAUCUCUCUUGGAAGUUGGAUGGCCAGCAUGGGUUUCCAGUGCAGCUUUUUGCAUGAAAUCAAAGGUGGAAGAGAAAAUCAAAUUUCGUAUUUGAAAAUAUCAAAACUAGCAUUGGCCUUUGCAAUUAUCCACUCCAAACCACCAGGGAAGAGUUCCAAAGAAUACACAGAGGACCUUGCCAGAACUGUAUCUGAACAAGAUUUUGGAUGGAAAUGGAAAGUGGAAGUGCUGGAAGCUGAAGUUCUUCAAUUACGACAGGAACUUCUUUUAAACAGGAUCUCUCCAAGAUUCUGCUUGGAAAAUAGAAAACGGGAUACCUCUGCUGAAACUAUUCUGGGUCAGGAAUCUGUAAACCCUACAAGUUACUCAAGCCAACUAGAAGACUCUGGAUGUGAUGUCUGUAAUGACUCUGCAUUUGAUUCUUUAGGCACAGCUUCAGAUUUUCACCAAUCUGAGCACAAUGUCAACACUUCUAAACAUUGGUUGGAAAGAGUUCCCCCACUGACUCUUUGCCAUACUAGCAAGGAGCAAUCUCUGACUGCUCCGGUGCAUUUUUUGCAACAUUUGCUUGAAAUAAGAAAACUGUCAGAAGGAGGAAUUCUUCAAGCAGACUUCUCAGAGCUUGAGAAUGAUUCCUUCACCAUAUGCAAUUCAGUGUCUCAGUUGCUUGACGGACUGACUGUUUUUUACAACAGUCCUAAAUUCCCAGCUCCAAGUUUCCUUAAUGAAGGAGUUUGUGUUUUGAUCAGUUUAAUAACUGAUACUAAAUUAUCGAAUCAUGUUUUGAAGAAGUGUUUCAAGAAGAUAGAAGAAUUUAAGAAAAAUCUAAUUCAAAUUAUUUUAAGAAAUAGGAGUGUCAAUAGGUUUCAGGCACUGCAUUCUGUAUCACAAACACUGGGUUUGCUAGGAAGGAACAGCAUACUAAGAAAUUCUUUAAUAUCCCUUCUCCUAUCGGAAGUCCGUCAGUUUGCUGAGCAGUUGUUGCAGGCUCACCAGGUCCAGUCUGUGUAUGACAUCCCCCAGUAUGAGAAUAUUUCUCUUUUGUGCAUGAUUCUGGAGCAACUUCUUCAAAAUGAGACAGAAGAAAGUAACAUUUCCAGCUCAGACUAUGGGGGAGAAGAAAAAAUCAAAUUUCUGAAGAACCUUGAUCAAGUUAUUCUUCAUCUCUCAGAUGAAUUCCCUUUGUUUUCUUUAUAUUUGUGGAGAGUGAGUGUUCUUUUGAACUCAGGUCAAAUGCAAAUUGAUUAAAACAAGCAGCCUACUUUUUAACCGUGCAUUUGUUGUGGGAGUGCAUUGGAAAAUUUUCAAGCCAGACAGUGAUAUUGUCCUUAUUGAAAAACACUUACUUCAAACUAUUAUUCUCUACAGCAGUUUUAGAGAUAAUGCAAUUUAUUUCCAAUUCUGAAUAUAGAAAAAAUGUAAUAAUCCAGGCACCAUUUUCAAUAAAUACUGUUUCUUGUAAUAGAAAACAGUGUGGUGGUGUUUGUGCACACAGUGAAAAUGAAACAAAGAAAGUUGUUUCAGAUGCUGUUUAAAAUAAACACUAUGAAUUUUAAAGUACAAUCAUAAUAUUUGUGUAGAGCUUACAAGUUAGGAGGCUAAUGCCUCUCCUUUAAGAGUUGUGUAGCUACUCUAUGAUUUAGAGACAUUAUCUGGUUGGUUGAAAUAAAAAUGUUUAUUUUAAACUUGAUAACUUAUCAGUAAAACAUCUUACGGGAAAGACUUGGUUACUGAUAAUCAAAUGAGUCAUUACUUGAGCAAAAUAAAAUCUGGUGCUCAGUUUCACAACUUUCUUACAUUCAUUGUAUACUGCUUGGCUUUACUUGUGUAUGCACAAGUUUAGGUACAAUAGGCCUAAUUCGCUCUUGUUUGAGUAAUGAUUUCAGAGAUUUAAUCUUAAAAAGGGUAACUCAUUUAAUAGUUAUUUUAGACCUUUCUGUUCAAAAUUAAUGAAUAUUGCUAAAAUCCCCUUUGGUAUAUUUACGUAUUAUCUGAUAUUUAAUGGGAUUUUUUUCUGUGUCAUGAUAUUAUAUUCAUAGUAAUAAUUAAAGUAACAUAUUUUAACAGAAAUUAUUUUAAAUGUCUUUAAAGUGUGAGCUCAACAAUAUGUUAACUGAACCAUAGUCUUUGAUAAAUCUAAAGAAAAAUUAUUAUAAUUAAUUGCUCUUUUUUCUGUUAGAUAAACAAGGUUUUAUUUUUAUUAUGUCUCCUAGAAAUGUAUAUUCACUAUAGAUACAAAAUAUUUUGAGCAUUAGUCCUUGUCCUUCCCCUUGAAAUUGUCAAUCAAUUUUUUGUCAGGAAAAUUCUCAGAAACACCAGUAUCUUGUUAAUUUGAAUGCAUUUAUUUUGUAAUAAACCUCUGCUUUAUAAAUAUGCAAAAUACGUUGGUACUUAAAAAACAUGUGGCUUUGAUGGUGAAUUGGCUCCCCAGAGAGUGUUUCUUAGGUAAGACACUGGCCCCUGUUCUGUUUCUUAAACUUCCUAUUUGCUAUGCCAUAUUGUAACCUUUGUUUAAUGCUUUCUUCUAGCUUUCUUCCAACAGAAAUAUUUGAUUUGCAAAACAAGCGUUCCUGACUAUUCACAUGAGAAAAUCAGAUAAGUUUAACCAAACUUAAGAAAAUAAAUCAGUGUGUAAGUUUGGUAGCUGCUCAGGAACUACUGUGCCCUUUUUGUUUCUGCUUUACUUGUUUGUUUCUUUCAUUCUGGUGGAGGAUCAGUUCUUCCUUCUUCCUCCACAUCACUGAAAGCAUGAUUGCAAAAACAGAAAGGAAAGGGAUAAACAAAAUGAACAAUUAUUUAAUUGAUAUAAUAAUUUUCAUUUUAAUUUUAAAAAAAGCUCCAUUCAAAUAUAGUAAGUAACCAAAAGACACAAAACGCAAAAGGAUACUGGCAUCUUUAAAAUAGCAAAAUGUGCAUUGUUUCAAGCCUGUUAUUUGAAUGAAAAGUUUCAACCCUAGAUUUUAUACCAUAUUUGCUCAUUGAUUGGCAAAAUGUAUUUUUGUUGUUAGUAAAGCAACUCGGGCAAAAAGGGACACAUAUUUUCUUCUUUGCAGAUUGUAGCACUUUCUCACAAGUAAGCUCUCUAGGCCACUGAAAAAGCAAUGGAUAUUUUGGGAAAUAUGUGAAUUUUGAAAUAACUGCUCGCUUGAGACAUGAUUUCUGAAUUUUUCUUUUUCAAAGCAUGCAAAAAGACAAGGUUUUGUAUCCAGAGAUGACACAACUACAUGGCACUUACACUGUGACAGGGAUUUGGAACAGUUGUGCCACUUUGAAAGUGUUGAGGUGUAGAGAGAGAGUCCCCCUUGCAAUGCCAUUGCAGCAGUCUAGGCACACACUCACCUCUCUGCAAAAGUGCUGUUAGCUGGUCAGCUGGGCUCUCCUUAUCUGCUUAGUGCAGAAUUAAAUAGGGCAGUGAACCACAUUGAUGAGCUUUGAUGUGAGCAACAAUCCCUGUGAUCAGAAUACUUACUAGAUUGUUGUCUAUUGUUUCUGGGAGAUUUUCACUAAGAUGGGACUUGCCUCAAGAUGAAAAUGUGCAAAGGUAGACUUACACAUUUAGAUGUCUCCUUGUGGCUGAGAUAUCUAAUCUAUGAAAUAAAGUGUUUUAGUCUGGGUAUCCAGCUGCUACCCCAAAGGACUGCAGAUCUUCUCUAAGUCUUGUGUCACAUUUUCUCUCUUCCUGUAGAUGCCUCUGAUAACCCUGAAGCAUCUUUAGUGUCACUGUCACUUCAAAGUGUCCGCUUAGACAACCAAACAGUGAUGAUAGCAUGAGCUUAGGUGUGUAACUCACUGCCACAAACAUGCAUUUAGGUGUCUUAAUCUGAAAACUAAACCCCACAUUUGUGAUACCUUCUAUGUUUUAGAGUAGGAAAUGGUAGGUUUAAAUGCAUCCAGGUUAUAGGAAGCCUGCCUGCAGGUUUAAACUAAGUCUUCAAGUACUUACUUAGUAGGUUUGACCAUGUCCAAGUUUUACCUGUCUGGCCUCCAGAGAGGAAUACCAAAACCAGAGAAAGUGCUCUUUGCUGAAUGUAGACUAUUGGAUGUCUCAAAAGAACAAUCUCAAGGUCCAAUGUGCUGAGCAUAACAUCUCAUAGACUUAAAUAGGAAGCACUGAAAAUAAUUUGGUCUGACCUGUCAUUGUUCUCUGGAGUGUUUUACAUGAUUUACCCUUGGAGUUUUAAAAUGAACAGUUCAAGGAUAUUUCUUUUGUCUUGCACAUCUCUUUUUCUGUAAAUACAUGUACUUUAGAUGUUGGCAAAAUGUUAUUCUGCAAAUGCAAAUUGUCCAGCCUUAUAAAAACAAAUGUAUAUAUAAGCACACACAGUUAAAUUAUAUAUUUAUAUGGUUGAAUUAGCAAUGUUUAUUUAUUAGUAGCCUAAUAACAGUUUAUGAUUUUAUAAUUUGUUGUUCUGCCACAUUCAUAGCUUUCUGGGUGACUGACUUUCAUGCCUGUCUCUAUCUGUUUUAAAAACAAUUUUGUGGUAGAGAAUCUCGUUUUAUGAAAAAAAUUAUGAGACGAAGAAAAUAAAUCUUUAUUCUGUUGCUGCUC
Taeniopygia guttata (zebra finch) is the source of this 5028-nucleotide messenger RNA. It is a transcript of the gene MEI4, whose product is annotated as meiotic double-stranded break formation protein 4. Gene Ontology annotation, biological process: homologous chromosome pairing at meiosis; oogenesis; DNA recombination. Gene Ontology annotation, cellular component: lateral element. NCBI's taxonomy places the organism in Eukaryota, Metazoa, Chordata, Aves, Passeriformes, Estrildidae. The record is from RefSeq and is a predicted model, not a curated record.